Molecule: messenger RNA, 444 nt
Organism: Pediculus humanus corporis (human body louse)
Lineage: Eukaryota; Metazoa; Arthropoda; Insecta; Psocodea; Pediculidae
Exons: 3
Coding region: 1-444 (147 amino acids)
Source: RefSeq, a predicted model, not a curated record
AUGGAUAAUGAAAUCUUUAUUGUCCGAGGUGGUGACGAUGAUGACAUUUUGAACAAAGAAAUUCAUUUGAAACACGGAAAACUUCAUCAUCAUCAUCAUCACGAUGAGAAAAAGGAAAAUGGCGGAGGUGGUGGUGGCGGUGGGGGCGGGGGCGGGGGCGAAGAUGACGACGACGACGAUUCCGAUCACGUGAUUUUCAGAUACAAAUGGUUGGAAGAUGACAUAAUUAAAUCGGAAAAAGAAUUCGAAGGAGUAGAAGAUGACGAAUAUCCGGAUACGGGUAAAAAAGUUAAACUUCCCGGAGGAUGCGAACUCACCGAAGAUCAAUAUUACGAAUUGGAAUCCUUUAAAAAGGAAACCAAUUACGUUAAAAAAUGUUAUUGCGAAAACGGCGGAGUUUAUUGUCAAAUUCACAGAUCUCUUUUCAAACACAAAAUCGUUUAA